AUGGAGUUGCAGAGGCUCGCAGAUCGAGAUGCUGGUCGUUCCGUGUGUUUUGACCUGUUGAAACAGUGGAUCUCUAACACCUUUCACCGGCAGGUUCAGGACACUUGCCCUCCAGGAUGUGCUUGGCAAAGCUUAUCGAUGGCCUGCAGGGCAAGCGGAUGCCACAUUCAGACCGGUGAGGAUUUGGAGACUACCUUCCGGACAGUGUUGGUCCAGACUUAUGCCAGUUUUAAGGGAGCACAACUCGAGGCCCUUCUCGAAGCGAAACUCGCAGACGAGCUCUCGUUCUUCCAUUGUGCCAGAUACUCGCUUGAAAGAGCAAAAGACUACUGGAAAUGGUACCUGUACUGCCUGACGUUCCACAGCAGGGACUUUUCUGCGGAUGGCCAGUGUUGGAACAAAUACCCGAGAAGCACGACGGUGGUGGCCCGGAUACCGUUGGACAUCGUGGACCUCGCUCUGCUUGCGAAAUUUCUGAAAGCGCAGAUCACGGUGUCCAGGCUGAAUCAGCCGGCAUUGCGUCUACCCCCUGCAUCACCCGGUAUGGAAGCAGUCCACUGUCUACAUGUCGUGGUGCACAAAGGCCUUUGGGCUCCGGUUCUAUCAACUCUGGAUUGGGUGUCCUGUCGCAUCGAUAGGAGCGCUCGCGUGGGGAGUGUAGUAGAAAUCCACGACAACGUGCCCUCAGACCUUGAGGGCUUUGCAGGCUUGCUUGCUUGCGUGAAUUCCUUCGACGAGGUCUCUGGUUGCUACACAGUUUGCAAUGGCCUCCACAAGAUUCCGCUACACAGUACGCAGAUACGGCGUGUUCUGAGCCGUUCGACUGACCUGAUUCGGCGAUCCACUGAAGUUAGCCACGAUGCUGCGCUGGGGAUCCCCUCACGUUGGUAUUUGCCCGGCGAGGCACCGGCCCUGCGUGGCAUUCCCGACUCUUCCUUGGAGUUUCAGCUCCUGUUGCAGAUGGUCUUGGGCGAUGUGGGCAGGCGGCUGCGCAACAUGCGCGAGCGGCUGGCUGGCAGGCCAGUCCGGGAUGAGCCUCCGGCCUUGGAAGAUCCGGCCGCUUUGGGCACGAAGGAGUUCGAACUGCUGCGGCACCGGCCGCCAAAUCCUGGAGAGCCCUGCCCCUCCUGCCUUUCCUUGCCUUCAGUCGAGCAGCUAUUGAAAGGUGGCGCACGCAUUUGGACGCAUUGUCCUAGCUCCGUGAAUGGAGGCCUCUUUCAGCUUAACCGCCAGGAUUUUGUUUGUCUUGUGGCCACCAGCGUUCGUGAAGAUGGCUCCCUCUUCUUUCAAGCCCACACGUCCACCAAUCAGCGGCUGGUGGACAUUCCAGGUGAUUCUCUUUGCUUGUGGAUGGCCACUCAAGAUUUCGAUCCUCCCAUGAAAUGGCGUAACCUGCGACAAUUUCUUCAAGUUUGGCAAGGAGAGUCCCUCGUCAUGAUCGAGCGCCAUAAUAAGUGGGACGGUUGGGGCAAUAUGCGUCGCCUGGAGCAGGAAGGCAGCUGUGUCGGGCUCGUCGCGUUGAAGUAUCUCGUGCCCUAUGUGUGGGUGGGAAGGCUCGAGGUCGCCUAG
Symbiodinium sp. CCMP2456 is the source of this 1569-nucleotide messenger RNA. Lineage: Eukaryota; Dinophyceae; Suessiales; Symbiodiniaceae. The record is from the annotation of a GenBank genome assembly.